Messenger RNA from Candidula unifasciata, 1494 nucleotides. The record is from the annotation of a GenBank genome assembly. NCBI's taxonomy places the organism in Eukaryota, Metazoa, Mollusca, Gastropoda, Stylommatophora, Geomitridae.
AUGGUCCCACGCGGGGUACACGCAUUUUCCGGCAUGAAGAUUGUACCCAUCCAUCAGCCGUCAUCUACACUCACUAAAUCGUUCUCGUCGUCCUUAUCGUCAGAGAAGUGGAUUUCUUCAUCGCAGUUGUCAUCGAUAUUAUCAGACCACGCCUAUGUUCUGAGACCUCCUGACGGAGGCCUUGAGGAUGAUAUGGCCUGGAGUAAUGGUGGCAAUGAACCUUCAGUUAGCGUCGACAAAGGGAAUGAAGUGUUCAGCAGACGAAUGAUUGGCUUACAAAACACAACAGAAUGCGGGGAUGCGGAUUUUCUGAGUGGUUUAGACGAUCUGGACUUUGACCUUGAACCUUGUGAGGAUGUCGACAUGGCCGAGAGCUUUCAGGAGUUCAUCGACUCGGCUCUGGAGGACUCCUGCUGCUCGUUUAGCGGUGAGUCCACACAACAGCCUGAACUGGGUGUUGAAGACAUCAGCAAAGAGGAGUUCCUCUCAUCACUUUGCCUGAGGUCAACCCAAGUCCAGGCUAGCAACAGUGACCUACAGUCAUCACUAUGUGAAAAAGCACCAGACAGUUCCUGCUCAGUUAUGUCUGCUGACGAGGACGCUCAGUUAUUGGACGCAGUGCCAACGAAAAGAUGUUGCUGUAUGGUUUCUCAAACAUUCCCUACAACAGUUUACUCCAUGGCGCGGGAUGGUUUGCAAAGCCUUGUCCGUACCAGUCCAAGCUCACUAGUUACUAAUAUCAGCGAUAACUCCUGCAGGAACUGUUUAGAAAAUAGACUGACGGCUAGGAGAGUUAUGUCUCCCUUGUUCAUUGACACCUCGUUCGGCGAAUGUUCUCAAUCACUGCAGUCCUCAUCUGGAGAUUAUGUCGACACCUCCGUGUUUGGACAGGAUUCUUCAGGCACUGACGAUAACAGUGAUACCACAGACGUUACAGCUUGGCUAACAGAAAGUCCACAGUCCAACUGCUACACCGAUUGUCUGAAUGAGUCUUGUGACAACAUAGUCUUCGCAAUGUCAGAAAAUUCCACAUCUUCUCUUGAUUUAGAAUCUUUUGUAGAUUUAGACGAUUACAUGGAUGAAGAUUUGCAACAACGAAGAGCGCUUGGUUAUCCCUGUGAUAAUUCUCAGUUGCAUCCUGCAAAUAAAGACACACAACAAACAUCACUCCUGGAGAAGCAGCAGAAUCACAAGCGAUAUUCUAGUUUCGAAUUUAGCCCGCAUUUUAGCUUCUGCCAGAGUGUUUCUCCGGGCAGUCGUAGAUCUGAAUCCUCCAACUUGUCGCCCUGUAGCUCCCCCGCCUGGUCAGUGACCGACGCUUCUCAGCUGUCCCCACUAGGCAGCUUGCAUCCCUCGGAGUCUGGACCCUUGGACAACAUCGAGGAAGACUUUUCUUUGAAAGGUCAGCUCGCACUUCUGAACCUAUUUUCCGAGGAAAACGCCGAGUCUCUGCUUCUGGCUGAGUCGUCUGUGCCAACAAUUAGAUUCAUGUAA